AUGGCGAGGAGACUGCCACAACAGCGAACGACCUACGCACACACCUUCACACCAUUCUUGCAGCGAUGCCAGCAAGAGCUGAGUAAUACGCUCGAGUCCACGAAGCGUGCCAAGCCGGAGAGGGUUCGCGUGGCACAGGAAAUCGGUGGCAUGGAGCUUUACAAGGGGGCUCUUGAUGGCUUAAUGGCCUUCACGCUGACAGAGCUCGAAUACGCUGAGGCGGGAGUGGAGGAGGUGGUGGAGAAGCGGUCAAAGGAAGUCCGCAGCAGCAUGGAACCGACUCGAAGAGAUGCAGGCAAGUCUGAACUGUGGAGCCGCCUCGUGGGACACCUCAUGUGGCCGUUGCUUGUCUGCGUAUCAAUAGAGGCCUUUUCGUUUCCCCUCUCCCGCAAACAGGUCUGUAGUGGUAUUGUCGCCCAACGUUGUUUUGCCCUGUGCGCUGUGGGGCGAUGUUACGGGACAACGUCAGCAUCGUCCCCUUCCUCGUCUUCCUUUGCGCGGUGCCAGAGCUUUCCUGUGAGUGCGCCUGCGUGCAACCACAUGUGCAUGGCCACCACCUCCGCCCCCCCCCCUUCUCCCUCCUCCUCUCUCGCUUUCGCCAUCUCUCACGUAGAUACUACCUCGUCUUGCUUUGCAACAUGUGUUCUUCUGCUUUCUUUAUGA
Leishmania major strain Friedlin is the source of this 663-nucleotide messenger RNA. RefSeq lists its product as hypothetical. The transcript has a single exon. Lineage: Eukaryota; Euglenozoa; Kinetoplastea; Trypanosomatida; Trypanosomatidae. The record is from RefSeq and is a predicted model, not a curated record. Bases 1 to 663 code for a protein of 220 amino acids.